This is a messenger RNA of Dreissena polymorpha, 1714 nucleotides long. RefSeq lists its product as uncharacterized. Lineage: Eukaryota; Metazoa; Mollusca; Bivalvia; Myida; Dreissenidae. Gene Ontology annotation, biological process: peptidoglycan catabolic process. Bases 175 to 1632 code for a protein of 485 amino acids. The record is from RefSeq and is a predicted model, not a curated record. Gene Ontology annotation, molecular function: zinc ion binding; N-acetylmuramoyl-L-alanine amidase activity. The transcript has 7 exons.
GGAGAAGGCUUGCGGAAAGUUUGCGUCUACGGACAGACAUACGCACCGGCAGACAGAAAUAUUUACAGACAAUGUAAAAGGAGAAGAUGCGUGGCUUCGUAUCAGGGAGUGGGUGAUACUCAAGCCACACGUGUUUCUUAUUCUGACCGUCAAUUUCCUUCUGACUAAAACAUUAUGGCGGGUAUAGCCGAUGUGUUCACUGAGUCGGAAAGGACGAACUGGCUGAAAGCUUGGCUGGCAAUUGAUAUUGCAAAGUCUGGCCUAGAGAAAUUUGUUGAGACCGAGGCUACAACUCUACACGGAAACAUAUACAAUGCUAUCUUGUCAAGUGGCGCCGUCGCGUGUGUUGACUGUCACACAGCCAACUUGCUGAAAUGCCCUUCACGAGGAAUAUGCAAUAAACGAGGAGCACAAAGUCAAUGCACAUCUAUGCAUGACUCGCCGUUAAAACAACCACGACCAUGUUCUGCAAACGUUUGUAAUAGAGUCCGUGAUGAAAUUGAAAACCAACAUAAAUUUUCCAACCCUUCUUGGAAAAACACAUCGGCGAAUCAUUGGUCAUCAAGUCCUUGGCACAUAGCCAAGGCGUAUUUUCCUCCUGACGGUUAUACUGAAACUAGUUCGGUACAAGAUACGGACUUCAACGGAAUCAUAAGUUUCAUGAUGAACUGCAAACACUUCAAUAACACGUUUUCGUUCCCCAUCGCUCCGGGAAAACCACAUCCGCCAUGCCUUUUAACAAAGGCGCGAGAAUUUUGCAGAACAGUACGCCAUUCGUCUACGUUCAAGGUUACAGACACAGAUCUCCAUGACAUUUUCAUAACACUGAUUAGCCUACUGACUGAUACACAAUGUCUAGCCCACGACGUUGAUGCGCGGGAGGCUGUGAGGAAAUUAGCAAAGCUACAAACCAACGUUCUGAAGCUUACAACGGAGGAAAUUAUUAACUACGAGAACUUUUGUAAAGACAUAGGGCGUGGUGCAAAGGUUGAAUGGUUCAACUUUGAUGGAGAGUCAAUAUGGAACAAAAUUGAACAAGAUCAAAAGCUAUGCGAUGCAGAAGAAGAGGAGUUAGUUCUUAACAUGAACACUGUUACCCUGGUGACGAGAACUCAGUGGCAUGCCCUAUCCUCCAAAGAAGAUGCACAAUAUAUGACGAUGCCAGUGAGCCACGUGUUCAUACACCAUACGGUGAUGAGUGAGUGCGUCUCGCAAAGAGAAGGCGCCAUAGAGAUGCGCAAAAUACAACAUCUUCAUCAGGAUAUAAAUAGAUGGGCCGAUAUCGGUUACAACUUUGUGAUCGGACAGGACGGUAGUGUGUACAUGGGUCGAGGGUGGGAUCGGGUCGGGGCCCACACAUUGGGCUGGAAUAAUAAAUCCAUUUCAUUUGCAUUCACGGGAAACUUUACGGAAAAACAGCCCACUGACGACGCCUUGAAAGCUCUUGAUGCUGCGCUUGUCCUUGGUGUGAAACUCGGUAAACUCACGCCCGACUUUAAGCUGCACGGUCACAGGGACGCAAGGCCUACGGAGAGCCCAGGGCAGAAGCUGUACGAUCUGAUUCGUAAACAUGAACACUAUGAGCCUAUUGGACCGAACAUUGUUACUUUCUCGCCGAAAUCUCGUGUAUGACAUUUUAAUAUAUGUCAAUUUUUUGUAUCGUUGUCUUGCACUUUUUUGUUUAUUGACGGUAUGUGUUCUUUGUUAUUGUUAA